Messenger RNA from Penicillium concentricum, 306 nucleotides. RefSeq lists its product as uncharacterized. The record is from RefSeq and is a predicted model, not a curated record. NCBI's taxonomy places the organism in Eukaryota, Fungi, Ascomycota, Eurotiomycetes, Eurotiales, Aspergillaceae. The coding region runs from base 1 to 306 and encodes 101 amino acids. The transcript has a single exon.
AUGCCCCAUCAAGAGUCCAGCACCGAGAGAAGAUAUAAGCCAUGUCAAGUGUUAUCAGACCACCAAAUCCCCUACGUCAUCUGGUUCGAAGAUGCUCUUCGCCAUUAUGAUGUUCCUACAUUCAAGUUCAAUCUCUUUCUACUUGUCUCGGACCUUGACAGGGCAGCUGAAUUACUCAUCAAGGCUGGAUGGGUUAUUGAUUCGCAAGGGCCACGUAAAAUCGGAAAUGCGAAGGUGGAACUCCCACAAAAACAUCUUGUUGCCCCGACCAGCCAGACAAUGACUGUUCUUCUUCCAGCUGAAUAG